UUUCCCAUUUCAUUCACAAACUCAUUUUCCUUAUCCGGCAUCACUUGCAAAAUUUUUCACAAAAAAAUUUCCAGUCGUAAGCCGAACAGUAGGAGAGAGCGAACAACUUAUAAUCAACAUCAACUUCGCAUCUUGGAAAGAUUUUUUAUAGAGUCGCAUUAUCCAGACAUGUAUGCUCGUGAGCAUAUCGCUCAACAAAUCGGCCUUCCAGAGGCUCGAGUUCAGGUAUGGUUCAAGAAUCGUCGCGCUAAAGAACGUAACAAAGGUCCGAAAGUUCAAAAUAAAACUAAUGACGCUAAAAUUACGCCAACUCCACCACCACAAGAACCUCUGCGAUAUGCAACCGCAAUAAUGAUUCCUGGAUCACAAGAAUUUAAUGAAAGGCCACAACAAAGGUGA
This is a messenger RNA of Dracunculus medinensis (Guinea worm), 399 nucleotides long. Lineage: Eukaryota; Metazoa; Nematoda; Chromadorea; Rhabditida; Dracunculidae. The record is from the annotation of a GenBank genome assembly.